Cyclopterus lumpus (lumpfish) is the source of this 777-nucleotide messenger RNA. It is a transcript of the gene kctd4, whose product is annotated as potassium channel tetramerization domain containing 4. The transcript has a single exon. Lineage: Eukaryota; Metazoa; Chordata; Actinopteri; Perciformes; Cyclopteridae. Gene Ontology annotation, molecular function: protein binding. The coding region runs from base 1 to 777 and encodes 258 amino acids. The record is from RefSeq and is a predicted model, not a curated record. Gene Ontology annotation, biological process: protein homooligomerization.
AUGGAAUGGAACCUCAGAAGGAUGGAAAGUGAACUGAGGCACAUCAACCCGGACCUGCUGCAGCCCAGCAAAAGUUUCAAGAAGCCCUCUUCAGGUACAAUCACCAUCAAUGUGGGGGGAUUCUUGUACACCGCCCAUCGGACCACCCUUGUCAAACAACAGGGUUCUUUUCUGGAAGAGCUGGCCAACGGUAAGAAGCCGGUUCAGCACACCGAUUCCAUGGGCAACCCAUUUAUUGAUAGAGACGGUCCAGUUUUUCGCCAUGUGCUCAACUACCUCCGAACCGGAGAGCUCCAGCUGCCCGACGACUUCCGGGAGGCAGGGCUCCUGCGACGGGAGGCUGAUUUUUACCGUCUGAGCGAACUGGUGGAAGCUGUGAUUGACUGGGAAAGUCAGAGGGCGGCCCAGCGGGAGGCUGCCUUUUUGGAGAUGACAGACAGCCAUGAGAGGUCGCAGGGCCUCAAGGUGUACUGCAGUGACUCCACCUUCAUCGACAAGGUCAAAGGGCGGCUGGUGCAGAUCUCCAAGAGCCGCCUGGACGGCUUUCCGGAAGAAUUUGUGGUGUCGUCCAACGUGAUCCAGUUCCGACACUUCAUCAAGUCGGAGCCGGGCUCGCGGCUCGUACUGAAGGAGGACAGCACAUUCUUGUGCACACUUGACUGUCUGAAACUAGAGACGGUGAUGCUGGCGCUAAAAUCAGGCUUCAAGCUGGUCACCAGCCUCGACAGCAGCAAAGGCUCUGUGGUGACGGCUGAGGCUCUGCACUUUGUCAAGUAG